AUGAUGAAAGAAUCAGAAGUUGUCAAAUACAUAACUAAUAUUGAAAGAUGAUUAUAUUAUGCAUGCAUUAUAGUCAUUUGUGGGAUUGUUUUCCCGUCGGUUAGCAUUGUUGUUCGGAGCGUCAAAACCAAGUUGUGUCUUCAUCAGCAUCGCUCUCUUAACUUUUCUACUUCUAGCAGAAUGUAAUUGAAUGUCUCCAAUUCUCAAUUGAUAACUGCAGAGUAAACAAAUGCACCAUUUGGUUUAGGUUUCUAUAAUGAGAUGAUUGAUUACCCUGUUGUGCCUAAUUAAGUAUAUUUUAAUUGUAUUAGAGACAACCAAUUUAUAGAACUUGAGAAAUCAAUCCUGGAAUUAAACAGCAAAGGAAGCAAAAUGCAGAAAGAGAGGGGGUAUAUGACCUUUUGAAAAGUGAAGGAGUAACAUUCAUCACAAACAACACUUUGAGGCCUCGAAUUCUUGAGCAUGAAAAGAACAAAAGAAACCGAAUAGAAUGAGAAAAAAUGACCGAAUAACUCACAUAAUAUAAAUGCACAUGUGACAAUCAUUCAUGACUUAUCUUCUAGUUUUGGCAGAUGACGACGAUCUCUUACUGGAGAAAGAAGGAAUUUUUUAAUCUGUCAAAAAUUAUCAAUCUGUCUGCCAUCCGUGAAUCACACUUCCAUCGUAUGUAUUGUGAUUCUCAAACAUCAAUUGGCCUUGGAUUGCCAGAGAAGUAUGUUACUAUUUGGGACCUGGAGUCGAGUCUGACGAAGCAUCUUGUUCGACCGCAGAUCCCCAAAAGAUGGAAGAAGGAGAGCAUAUAGACAAACCGAUUGAGAGCAGAGACAGACAAAGAGCCACAACUAUAUACAUAGGAUCGCCUCUGAUUGGACUCAUCAAGAUUGCUCGUUGCUUUGUUGGGGAAGGCUCAAAGUAUUGGUAACGGAGGAUGCGUUGCGUCGACGAUGGAGUUGCUUCUUCCAGGUUUUGUCACGGCCUCGCAGGGAUGAAAAAGGUCGGAGAUUAGAGAAGGAACUGCCAGCACCAAUGGUUGUGCUGUGACUUGUGAAGUUAAGGGGUUAAAAACUGGCUGGAUUUCUUUUCCUGUAGAGAGGAUUUAUAUAGCGAUGACAUAGACAUGCUAACUUUUGAGGAAGGCGUAUGUGGAUAUGGGCCAAAUCUCAAAAUGCUUUACUAUUUUUUAAGAUUUCAUGUCAUAUGUGACGUCUGUUUGGCAUCACGUCGAAAUUUCACCCGCCAAUUUUACUCAUUGGAAAUUUUUGCCCGCCAAAAAUCUUCCCUCCUUGUCUUCUUUCCAUUUUACCUCCUUUGCGUCCUUUUCCUUUCCAUUUUUCGGUGUGAUUCCCUCCUAUAUUCCCCAAAAAAGUUUCGGGGUCGUUUGGAUGGGACAUUCUCAAAAUGAGGUAAUUUGAGACAAAAUUCUCAUUUUAGAAAAUGAGCUAAUUGUAUGAGUAAAUGUUUACAUAAUUGUCUUGUUUGGCUUGUGAUUUGGCAUGAGACAAUUGUGAUGAGACAUUUUAUGAAAAUACAUAUUUGCUCUCAUUCUUUUACCCUUCUCUAUCUUGGGAAAGGAAGAAAGAAAAAAGAAAUUAAAUAAAAGGGGUCAUAAUGGGAAAAGUGACCCACAAAAUGGAGAAAUGUAGAUUACCUCCCUCCCAUCCAAGUAAUUGACAUUGACCCAUAAUGAAGCAAUUUCAAUUGCCUCAUGUCCAAUUGCCUCAUUCUUACUUUUUGCAUCCAAACGUGGUAAUUUGGCCCAAUUGUCUCAUUUUGAGUCAAUUGGGGCACAUUGACUCAUCACUUUGAUCCAUCCAAACAACCUUCAUUAAUUGAAACUAGAUGACAAAUGACAAAUCCCAUACCAUUAGUUUCUAUUUUUUAGUUUAGUGCACGGUUCAUGAAAUCGUAUCAUACUUGCGGUUCAACUACAAAAUACCAGUAUUAGAGGCUAAACCAAUAGACGAUAUUUAACGAUACUAAUGAUUGAACUACGAUUAAACCACGUUUUUGCCAUAACAUACGUAUUGCUUACUUUUCCGAUAUGAUUUCCGGUACGAUUUUUCGGAGUAUGGUUCAGUGCCCUUUGUGUACCAAACAAUAAGGGAAUGGAAGGAUCAUAUCACGUUUACAAAGAUUUAAGAUUAUCAUCUCUGAUUUUGUCAUUGAUGAUUCGUGUUUGAACGAAACAGCUACAAAAUCAUAAGUUUUCUAUCUUUCAUAUGGUUGAUUCAUUCAUUGGUGAAAUUCAAGAGUGCGAUAAGAGAUGAACUUUGAUACAAACAACUUCAACUGACACAGACAUAACUUUAACGUUUGUUUAUCAUCCAGUGAGUCAAUUAAGUCUGCCUUUGUACCAAACUACAGUGAUAUGAUCCAGCCAUAAGCCACUUCAUUGUUCCUAUUUGUGCUUGAUAAGUGAUAACCUCUCAAAUAAGUGCUCUGUAUAUAGUUUGUCUAUUGCUGGUUUUGUAAUAAUCAUGAAAAGUGUCAAGCUUGGGCUUCUGAAAUUGCAGUAUAUUUCUUAAACUAGGUGUAUUGCCUUGGUCAUAUAUAAGAUGAAUUAUAAAAUAGAAUAAGACUUAACAUGAUAUUUGUAAAUUUGCAUGCAUUGAAAAUACUCAGUGGAAGCAUAAUAAUGUGGUAUACAUCAAAAUUAGGCAGUAUUAUUCAUGCUUAAUUUUAGUGACAAUGACCGAGUUUCCUUGCUCAGGUUUGAUCUUUUGUUGUUUUAACUUUUAAGGGCAUGGUUUUGGACUUUUGGUCCAUCAACCAUACAGAGAACGGUAGCUUCACAGUUGGGGGUCGAUUCUUCACUUUGUUGGGAAUUGGUUCUUGGUGGAUUUGAUUGAGAUGAAAGUCGACUCGACUGCUUGGCGGAAUGUAGAGAUCCAGAAAUGAGGAAGGGAGAUUUUGCAGUCACCAGUAGACUGUUCGCCAGGCCUGGUAUUUGAUGGAGAAGAUUACAAAAUGAUGGCUCAGUAGCAGACGAAUGUAUUGGGUUUGAUUUAUUAUUUAGUUUGUUCUUGAAUCAUAUCGUAACUGAAAGAUCUGAACUUGAAUAAGACAUUUGCUACUUUAGUUUGUUCUUUCAAUUCAAGGAUUGUCAUAAAAAAGGGAUGAAAAGGAAAGCGGCCGCCUCAUUAAUGAAAACAUGGUGAUAAAGUUCUGCGAUACGCUGGAAUUCUGUGGUCUUAUGGACUGCGGCUUUUAGGGAUACCCCUACACUUGGGACAAUGGCCGAGGGGGUUCCAGCUUCAUAGAAGAAAGACUGGAUAGAUGUCUGGUAAACUGGGACUGGCAAUUACAGUUUCCUAAUCACAAAGUCAUUCACCUGGACCGGUGUGGUUCGGAUCACUGUCCUAUACUUAUGAUCACGAAGGAUAAUGUUAAACUGACACAAUUACACAAUAGUUCAUGGUCAUUGCAGGAUUUCACAAUUAAUUUUAAGGUUAAGUAAAUAGGUUGAUAGUAUAAGUGUGGUACACUUGGGGUUUGGACGAACUGAUGCAUUAAUGGUGUUGUUGAAAGUUUAAUUCAGUUUUUGAUUCAAUGGAGGCUUUUAAGCCAAUAAAAGAGUUACAUUAUAGGAGAGCCAAGUAUAAACAAAACUAUUAACAGUGGACUAAAACACUUCAACUCACUUCGACCAAUGCAACAAGUUCUAAUUGUAAUCGUGAACUUGGAGCCUCCCAUCGCAAAAGUCAGCAAGUAAUGAAUGAUGUAAAUCAAACCGUUGCCUACAUGUCCACUACAAAGCGCCGACUAAAUAUCUAUGUUCUUUAUUAAUGAAGUAUCACUUCCCCCUAUAGCAUGUGGUAGAAUGAAUCAGGACAUAUCAUUCAUUGUAAUUAAGCUCACAUUAACUUUUGCCAAGUCUUCAUACUACACUUUCUAAAUUGGAUAGAAGUUUCAAACGAUGUUGGUUAUUUGGAGUUACUUAUGUUGUUAGUGUUGUGCAUGUCAACACUAGACAAUUUUGAGAAAACUAUUGUGAAAGAAACCAUCGAAAUGAUUGUAGAUAUAUAGGGUAUAAAACAAUUCCUACAGUCCUACUAUUUAUUCAAUCAAAGAUCACAUUGUAUGGUUGUAAAUCCAACUAUUUACUUCAAAAUCAUAUCCAAUUUCCUAAAGGCUAAUGAAAUUAAUUAAGAAGUUAAUUAUGAUCCUAAGUACAUCCAAUUCAAGGUAAUGUAGAAUUCCACUCAUAUCACUAAUGACGCGUAACUCAAUUUAAGAUAUAUUCUUCUUAUUGUUAAUCUAUUUUCUUUUAAGAACUCGCCGCGGAGCGCGGGCUAAUUUUCUAGUAACAAUAAAAAGCCCUUCGAUCAUUGAUCAUAGAAAAACUCCACUGAUUUUCUUCAUGGAACAAUUUAUGACCAAAUUUUUAACUUUUGGAUUAAUUUAAUGUAGAGACUAAAUGAUACUUUUAGGUUCAUGUCUAGGGCUGCAAAUGAGCCGAUUCAAGUCGAGUUUUACCCCAGGUUGAUCUUGGCUUGUGAAUGAACGAGCUGAGCUCGGGCUCGAGCCAUAUAUUAACGAGCUAAGUCAAGUUGAGCUCGAGAUAGGCUUGUUUACUAAAAUCUUUAUUUGACACUUCAUUUUGAAUGUCAUGUAUGAUUCAUGUGAUUAACUAAUCUCAUAUUAUCCUUUGUUGGCAACAUAUUAUGUAGUUAAUAAAUUUUAACUAGUCGAAAUCGUGUUAUUUAACAAUAUCGAAGCAAUCUGUGAUAUAAAGUUUCUUUUAAAAUAAAAAAAUAAUAUCUAUUUGCUCACAUACUAAGCGUGUUAAACUUCAUAUAGAGUGAGAUAUAUAAUUUAACAAUCUUAUGAAUUAAAUUCAUUAAAUAUAUAUCGAUUCGCCCAUAAGUAGGUAAUCGAGUUGGCUCUCUAGCCAUAAUGUGUGACAUCUCAUGAGCUCUUUAUGAUUAUGAGCCAUCUCACGAGUUUAGCUCAACAGACAACAGGCCACCGAGUUCUAUGGGUUGUUGGGGGGUUCAGGGUUCUCUUUGUGGCCCCUUUUGACAGGGACGGUUCGCUGUAUGGGAUUGGGUGGAAUGGGUCGGAUUAUGAAUAAUCUGUUGGUACAGAAAGUGUCAGGUGAGCUUUGUUAGAAGCACUGGUGGUUGUUCGUUUUCCAUUUCCACACUUUUGUAUUCUGGUUUUGGUUGUGGGUUCUGUUUCACUUCUAAUAUUUCUGUUCUGUUUGAGAUCGAAGCUCGAGGUGUCAGUACUAUGAGUUUAUGUUUUCUCACGGAGGCAUUGAUGGAAAGCUUUCAGUAAUCAAUGGGUUCUUCAAUUGGGCCCUGUACAGAAACAGGUCUCAUUCAAUGCUGCAAUCCGAGUUACCAACAUGUGAUUAUGAUGUGGUGGAAGUCGUCGAGAGAAAUGAUCUACAGAUCAGGGUCUUGCAUCUGGAGCGUGUGAAAGGUUUCAACUCGGUUUUCAGAGCUCAAGCAGAGAAGGAGGGAUCAGCUGUUGUGGUGAAUUCGGUUCUCCCACCAGAUCCCUGCAGCUUGAGAGGGUUAUGGGAACUUGAUAUAGCAGCAUUCCAGUUCGCUAUUUUAGUUGACAGCAUUUCAUUUAGUCACCCAGCAAUGGUGGCAAUUGAUGGUUUCUACUCAAGCGGUUGCCUUCUUUUGUUUUAGGGUAAUUGUAGGAUUUUCGUUUUAAACUUAAAUAUGAUUAGCACUUUCCAUUGUAAACCUAAUUUGUGGCUGUAGCAGGACUAUGGGAUGAAGAGGGAGCGGAUAUGGUGACAACACCAUAUUUGUUGUCAUUGUAACAACACUAGUCUCCAACCAAUAGGAAGCUAGGGUUGUGAUGACUUUCUAUUAGUUUAGUUGACCUAGUGUAAAAUCAAAACAGGGGUAUAAUUGUCAUUAUGAAAAUAUGUUUAAAUAAUAAUAAAAAAUAGGAAUUCUGCCACAGGUCGCCGGAAACUGGUCAUCGGAAUAUGCUUUUUGUCGUCGGAAUAUGCUUACCGGCAUCAGAAUCUAGUCAUCGGGGCCGAAAUAUGCCUAUCGGCGCCGGAAUCCGGUCAUUGAUGCUCAUUGGAGUUUGGUCAACGGUCAACGAUCACCUGAUGUUAUGGUAUGCAUUGUGAGAUUUAUGGUUUGGUUUCUCAUAUUUUUUGUAUGCAUUUUGUGGUUUGCUUUUUCGUGUUUCUGAUUUGCAUUAAGAAGUUUCUGGCGUGCUUUCGAAAAAAAUUGGUUUGCUUUGUGGGGUUUCUGGUUUGUUUUAAUAGAUUUUUGGUCUGCAUUAGGAAGUUUCUAGUUUAUUUUUGUGGUUUGCUUUAUCGUGUUUCUGGUUUGCAUUAUGAGGUUUUUAGUGUGCUUUUGAAAAUUUUGUGGUUUGCUUUGUGAGGUUUCUGGUUUGUUUUAAUAGAUUUUUGGUCUGCAU
Molecule: messenger RNA, 6399 nt
Organism: Linum trigynum
Lineage: Eukaryota; Viridiplantae; Streptophyta; Magnoliopsida; Malpighiales; Linaceae
Source: the annotation of a GenBank genome assembly